ACAACUACCUCUUAUAACGAAUCACAAGUCCCACUCACGCGUUUCUUCGCUCGAAAAACAGGGUCGCGCUUUGAGCGCCCGCCACUAACCAAUUUGCACGACAACUCUCUGGUUCCUGUCCUCGACUCACUGUCAGGGCAAGAUUGAGCUCACUUCCGACUUUGAAGAAUUAAAUCCGUGGCAGUGGGAGAUGUCUAUGCUCAGCUACUCCCGCCGUCACCGCUCGCUGCUCUGGUACCGCAGUGCACAACGAGCCCUGGCGCGGCGCCAACAGCGCCAACUUCAACAGCAGCCGCAGACCAGGAUCAAACGCGCUUCUAUCCCCAGCAGAAUGUUGGCUAAGCCCACCACCUCCAGCGCCGUCGUGGCGCUGGCCAAACAGGCCCGUUCCAUGGAUUCACUUUCCAAUACGACGGCUAUCCACUCGGCUACCACUGCACCAGACUCUUCGUCGCUUGUGGGAGCGGUGUCAGCAUUAACCGCGACCGCAGUUUCUUCGAGCGAGGAUAGCACAAAUACAACAGCAGCACUGGUGACUCCCCAAAUUUCCCAGCCGGCGGAUACCAUGAUGGCUAUGGAUUCCGCGAAAGAGGUCACCAGCGCCAUUUCGCUGGAGCAGUCCGCGAACCGCUCGGACAAACCGCAACCACAGGGAUCAUCAUGGAGCGCCAUGCUUAUCGCUUUGUUCGCAAUGAUUCAACCGGAGUGGACAAAGGAGAAGCUGGAACUCGGCGAAAUCCCGCUGGAGGAUAUCCCCAUUACGUCGGUACCGCCACAGGUCUCGGAAGUUCUACCCAGCAGGGACAUAGCCCUGUUUUGGCGCUACGAUAUGGACAGCUAUGCAGCGAACCGCAAGAAUGAAGACAGAUCACAGUACGUGCUGGAUUCAAUCGUGCGUCCCGGCAGAUGCACUGAAACUCCCUUAUUCUUUUGCGGGUGCUAUGACGGCCACGGCGGCGAAGAGGCGGUCGACUAUGUCCAGAAGAAGCUGUAUGAUAACAUCCGUGCUCACUUGACUAAGAACGACGAGCCAGUGGCGCACUCCAUCAUUAUGGGGUUUAAGGAUACGGAGGAGGAGUUCAAGCGCCGUAGCCAGGUCAAGUUUGAACAGGGGUCGUGGUCGUCAUGUUCGGUAGGUGCAUGCGCAGUGAUGGCUCUAAUCAUCGAGAAGAAGCUGUACGUUGCGAGCUGCGGCGAUUGUCGCGCCAUCAUGGCGUAUCGCGAGUCCGACGGAACCCUCAGCGUGGAACAAAUUACAUUUGACCAUUCCGCAAACGAAGAGCGAGAACAGCACCGCCUGCGUGCGUUAUACCCAGAGGACUACGACAUUAUUUGCGAAAUCGGACAGAAGAACUUCUACGUCAAAGGUCGACUUCAGCCCACUCGCUCCAUUGGAGAUACAUACAUGAAGGUGAAGGAUGUGAACCGCUAUCCCAUGCCACGCGGCCUGCGCAUCCGAGGCAGUUUUCGUCGACCCUACAUUUCUGCUGUCCCAGACAUUUUCCAGGUCGACCUUCAGAAUCGAAAGCCAGAGUUUGUCGUACUGGGGUCGGAUGGACUCUUCGGUGAGCUGAAGAACGAGGAGAUCGUGCAGCUCGUGGAUCAGUUCCGGGACCAGGGCGUGCAGAAUGUAAGCCAGGCGCUACGCGAAGCUGUGCUGGAGCGCAUCGCCGAGAUCUACGGCACGAGCGCGGCGGACUUGGAGAACGUGCUCCCUGGACACAGGCGAGACUACCACGACGACAUCACAAUCGACGUGCUACAUUUCACCCCGCCGCACGCUUCAACACAGGCAAUGGCGGCAUGAACAUUGGAUGUUGGAUGUUGUUGCGAACUACUACGUCGGUACAGGGCGCAAUAUCCCGGAUUUUCGGUGUGCUCUUUGACGUGGAUCUCGCCAUGUAUUUAUUGGUAUGCAGUAUUGCGAGCCCGCAUAGUAAUAGCGAACACUAAGCAAAAUGUAUGAUUGGGGCUACAUGGUACACUUCAACUUUUUUAAUACCAUCAACUCGAAG
This is a messenger RNA of Phytophthora nicotianae INRA-310, 2015 nucleotides long. RefSeq lists its product as hypothetical. Lineage: Eukaryota; Oomycota; Peronosporomycetes; Peronosporales; Peronosporaceae. Bases 191 to 1807 code for a protein of 538 amino acids. The transcript has 2 exons. Gene Ontology annotation, biological process: protein dephosphorylation. Gene Ontology annotation, molecular function: protein serine/threonine phosphatase activity. The record is from RefSeq and is a predicted model, not a curated record.